This is a messenger RNA of Silurus meridionalis, 2120 nucleotides long. It is a transcript of the gene bin2a, whose product is annotated as bridging integrator 2a. NCBI's taxonomy places the organism in Eukaryota, Metazoa, Chordata, Actinopteri, Siluriformes, Siluridae. Gene Ontology annotation, biological process: plasma membrane tubulation; podosome assembly; phagocytosis, engulfment. Bases 284 to 1651 code for a protein of 455 amino acids. The transcript has 15 exons. Gene Ontology annotation, cellular component: plasma membrane; cytoplasm; podosome. Gene Ontology annotation, molecular function: phospholipid binding; protein binding. The record is from RefSeq and is a predicted model, not a curated record.
AAAACUGAUCCAUAUACAGUUUCUCAUAUUAUAUGGUGUAAUAAACCAUUCCCCAUGUCAGCCUGAUGUGGUGUGCUCACUGGACAUUUUCCCCCAAGACAGAUGGUUCCAAAGUUCAAGGAUUUUCAGAGGGCACAUAUCUUUGGAGGGAUAGGUACAGCAUACGAAAUACUCGCCCUGAAAUGUUCAACUGACUAAAGCCACGCAACCAAAGUGCUGACAGCCUAGUUUAUACAUCAGUAUUCUAAGAUCAAAACCAUUCGUUGAGAAGAGUUUGGAAAUCAUGGCUGAGAGAAAAAGUAGCGAGUUUGCAAAACAAGUCCAAAGGAAAUUCAGUCGCGCCCAGGAGAAGGUUUUACAGAAAUUUGGUAAAUCUGAGGAGACCAGAGAUGCAGAGUUCGAAAUAUGUGUACAAAACCUCCAAGAUCAGCAGAGUGAUGGGCAAAGAAUAUACAAGGACCUUAAGGCAUACUUAAAUGCUGUCAGAGUGAUGCGAGAUGCAUCCAGUCGUCUUUUUCAAUCUGUAUAUGAUGUUUAUGAGCUUGACUGGGAAGGAGGAGAGGACCUUGGGGCUUUUGUAGAGGGGGAAGACCUGCUAUGGAAUGAUUAUGAAGCAAAAUUGAAAGAUCAGGCUUUGCUCACAAUAGAAUCAUACAUGAGCCAGUUCCCAGAUAUGAGGGAAAAAGUUGCCAAACGAGGUAGAAAACUUGUGGACUAUGAUUCUACUCGUCACCACCUGGAGUCAUUGCAAAAUGCCAAAAAGAAGGAUGAAAUCAAGAUAGGCAAGGCUGAAGAAGAGAUGAAAAUGACAAAAACAAUCUUUGAGGACAUGAACAGGGAACUGAAAGAGGAGCUGCCGCUUCUCUAUGAUAGUCGGGUUGGUUGCUACGUAACAGUCUUCCAAGCUAUCUCAAACUUGAGAGAAAUCUUCUAUAAAGAAAUGUUUGAGAAUAACAAGGAGUUACAGAAUAUCAUAAUGAAUCUAAAAGCCCAGCAUCCUGACAAGAACUUUGUGGUUAAGAACUUCAGUCGUGGAACAUUGAAGAGGAGGUCACUAAAAGAUGCACUGUCUCCCAGAGCACUGAGAGCCAGUUUCUCUGAGCUCCACAUGAGUUAUAGUUCUCGAGGAUCUCUAAGGAGAGAACAGACAUCCAGUUUUAGGUCUGAGAAAGGUCCUUCUGAGGUCCUUUCCAGCCCUGCUAGACCAAAGCCCCCAAAGGACAGCAAUUGUGGGUUUGGGGACAGCGAUGCAGGGUCUUUUAGUGAGGACAACCCAGACAUAGAGAGAACACCUUCCAUUACAUCUGCACCUGUAGUAGAUGACACAAAUGCUUUUGAAAGUGUGAACAGCACUACAAAAAAAGAUGCAAAAAAAGAAAAUGAAAGUACUGAAACAAAAAAAAAUGAACCACUGCCAGGCUCAGACCAUGAUGGAGAAGGGAUGAUUUUAGAUUUCAAAGGUGACUUGUCUUCACAGAAAGAUCUUGAAACGCUCAGCACCCAUCCUGAGGAGCUAAAUGAUCAAGGCUCUGAAUCAGAAAAUGGAAUAGGCACAAAUUGCAAAACAGGUAUAGAAGGAUCGGGAGACUCUUGCAAGGAAAAUGCCACAAAUAACCAAAUAUUAAAUGAAAUUAAAGAGGAAACAUUCUGAAACAAAGGACUGCCUUCAUUCUUUAGAAAAAAGGGAUGAACUGAAUUUAAACAAAAUACACUUCACCUAUCUGGAUAUUACUACACUAACUCUAAACUGAACCAAAUGAAAUUACUACUAUUAGUAUUUUUUUUUCCCAUUAUAAACCGUAAAUUGGAGAAAAUGCAAACCAAUCUGUUAAUAAAGCUUGGACCAUUAUCAAAUAUAAUUGCUUGUGAUAAAUCCAAUCAAUAUUAGACUGAUUAGAAUAUUAUGAUUAUUAGCAAGUUAUCAAGUUAUUUUCCACCUCUUUUUUUGUUGUCUUGUGAUUUAAUGUGUAAAGUCAAUUUAAUUGUUGGUUUGUGGCCUUUUGUGGUUACUUUGUAAUUUUUACAUUUUAAAAAUGUAAUGUUACUUGUUGUGGACAGAUAAAAGAUAAAUGAUAUAUAUAUUCAUUCAAUAUAUAAUAAACCUCUAUGUGUCCAUUGCA